This is a messenger RNA of Argiope bruennichi, 2048 nucleotides long. Its product is annotated as cytochrome P450 4V2-like. Bases 61 to 1737 code for a protein of 558 amino acids. Lineage: Eukaryota; Metazoa; Arthropoda; Arachnida; Araneae; Araneidae. Gene Ontology annotation, molecular function: iron ion binding; heme binding; monooxygenase activity. The record is from RefSeq and is a predicted model, not a curated record. The transcript has 11 exons.
UAUCUAAAAGCUUAAAAUAUCAAAUCCGAGGAGAAAAGAAAACUAAUCUAUUAUUUAACCAUGAUUUGGAAUUCAUUGACGAAAAUUUUCUUUUUAGAAAGUUCAACUGGAUAUUUGGCUCUGUUUAUUGCUUUCUCAUUUGUAUUGUUAAGUUAUUUUAUUAAUGUUUGGCUCAAUUUGUUAAAAAGAGUGCAUAGUUUGCCUGGUUUGAAGCUGAAAUGUUAUCAUGUACUAGGACACGCAACUAUUUUAUUUUCUCAUAGAUUUAAAAAGAGAUUUAAGAAGAUGGGAAUUGUGUCAUCACAUGUCCGCGAUUUCGAGGUCAUGUGUGGUCAUCAUCACUUAUUUUCUCAUGAGGGAUUAUCAUCUACAUGGUAUUUGUUUCAUGAAAUUACAAUUUUCAAAGCUGAUGUUGUCGAACUUAUUCUAAAUAGCAGCAAAGAAAUCAAGAAAGCUUGGUUUUAUAAAUUUAUAGAACCAUGGUUGGGACGUGGAGUGCUGACGAGCUAUGAUGAGAAAUGGAAAAUUAGACGAAAGUUAUUGACUCCAGCUCUCCACUUCAGUGUUUUGAAAGAAUACUUACCAAUUAGGAACAAACAUGGGAGAAUUAUAAGAGACAACUUGAGCACUUCCACAGAAGAAGAAUUUAUAAACAUUUACCCUUUAAUGGGAAGAAGCAGUUUUAAUAUCAUAAGUGAAUGCGCUUUUGAUAAAGAAAGUCAAACGAAGUCUCAAGAUUUGUAUCUGAGUAAAAUCCAUGAGUUGACAUCUUCGGUUUUCGAAAGAAUUCAUAGGUCUUUACAUUGGAUUGACUUUAUCUACUAUCGUUCCUCUGCUGGCAAAGCAUUUUCGAAAGCUCUAGAAGUAACGCGGGACUUAACAAACAAGAUCAUUUUUCAAAAGAUAAAAGAAAGAAAAGAAAAUAAGCAGAACGCCAUUCCUGUAAAUGAAGAUUCGCUUCAUAAGCAUACGCAAUCCCAGCUCCAGAAAUCAGCAUUCAUGGAUUUACUUGUGGAGGAACAUCUCAAAAAUAAUUCUCUUUCUGAAAACGAUAUUAGGCAAGAAGUUGAUUCCUUUGUAUUUGCAGGUCAUGAUACCACUUCUGUGACGAUGAGCUGGUGUUUAUGGAUGAUAGGCCUUCAUCCAUGGAUCCAAGACAAGAUUCACGAAGAACUAGAUAUCAUUUUUGGGGAAGAUGAUCGAGAAUCAACAGUAGAGGAUUUGAAUAACAUGAAAUAUCUUGAGUGUGUUGUCAAAGAAACUAUGAGAUUAUAUCCUCCAGUUCCUAUCAUUGCAAGGGAGAUAAGAAACGAUAUUCAGUAUGGAAAAUAUACAAUCCCCAAAGAUAGUACCUGCGUUGUAUAUGCUUAUGUGCUUCAUCGUGAUCCGGACGUCUUUCCCGACCCAGAGCGGUUUGAUCCUGAACGAUUCACUGCUGAAAACAGCGCUGGGAGAAAUCCCUUCGCUUAUGUGCCUUUUUCGGCUGGACCCAGGAAUUGUCUAGGUCAGAGAUUUGCUAUGCUAGAAAUAAAGAUUUUAUUGUCAUCAAUUUUGAGGAGAUAUAAAAUGCGCUCUCUAGAUCCCCGAGAUAAAGUUCAUACUCUGGCGGAAAUGGUCCUGAGACCUUCGAAUGGGCUGCGCAUUCAAGUUCGAAGAAGGGACCAGAGUUUUGAUUUUCAUUCUGUUUAUUAUCGCCCACCAGAAGAAUCUCUUGUUUCUCAAUUAAAAAUUACUUAAACCUCAAAUUUUUCUACUAAAGAAAGAGAGAAUAAUUUCUGUGAUAUAGAAUAGUAUGUAAAUAUUGAAUGAUAAAAAUUAAAAGGCAUACUUUGAGCUGUAUUAAAGAAAAAAAUGUAAUGCAUAAUCAAUACUUGAUAAUUGAUCGAUACUUGAAAAUCUGAUUUAUGAGAUAAUUUUAUAUCUUUAUUAUUUAUAUCUUCAUUAUUUUUAUAUCUUUAUUAUUUAUAUUCUUUAAGUUGACCAAAAGCUCUCAGUAAGGUUAAAAAAUAUCAUCAACGUUUCAGCUGUCAUAAAAUAAACCUAUUCAA